Messenger RNA from Cydia fagiglandana, 1705 nucleotides. It is a transcript of the gene PIG-F, whose product is annotated as phosphatidylinositol-glycan biosynthesis class F protein. The transcript has a single exon. The record is from RefSeq and is a predicted model, not a curated record. Gene Ontology annotation, biological process: GPI anchor biosynthetic process. Gene Ontology annotation, cellular component: endoplasmic reticulum membrane. NCBI's taxonomy places the organism in Eukaryota, Metazoa, Arthropoda, Insecta, Lepidoptera, Tortricidae. The coding region runs from base 86 to 796 and encodes 236 amino acids.
CUGAAGGUGAAGUCACUGAAGUUUUGAUAACAUUGAAUUUGUGUAUAAAAUUCUUGCAUUAAUAUUGAAAAAGAUAACAUUCACAAUGUUUACUCUACACAACCAACUGGAGUUACGAAGGGUGACAAUAUCUAGUCUAAUAACAUGCAUCUACUUACCCAGCAUAGUUACAGUGAUUUCAUACAAGGGCUUACUUUACUCCGUGGGGAACGGAUCUUCAUUCUACAUUUUGGUCCUCAUUUUCGUCGCAGAACUGCUUAAAUCAUUCUACCUAAACUCGACCAACGAUAUCUUAGCGAAGAAAGCUAAAGUGAGCAAGAAUAGAGCGGGUGAUAUGUUGAAAGGAUUUGGCUUCCUUUUAGGGGUUAUGUUCUGUUUUUUCAUUGGAAUAAUUUUAUUUGGAGCUCCAGUGUUGGAUUGCCAUGAGGAAACGCUAAUGUUGUCGAGUUUGCUGACGCUUUUGACGGUGUUUCCGUUGGUCGCGCACACGGGAGUGGAGACAUCAAUGCAGUUGUUGUUUGGAGUGAAGAACUUUGCGAAAGACAGUGUGUUGGAGAUGUUAGUGAACAACGCGCUCCUGACGGUGUGCGGCGCGUGGCUGGGCGCAGUGGUGAUACCCCUGGACUGGAACACGCCCUGGCAGGUGUGGCCCAUCCCUUGCUACCUGGGAGCUAUUGGGGGUUACCUACUUUCAAAUGUUCUCAACGUCUUGAAAGUCGCGUUACUGAGUGCUGCACAAAAAUACCCAUCACUGAACUUUCUUGUAAAUAUUUUAAACAAAGUUCAUUUGAAGUAAAGGUUGUGUUAUUGUAUUUUUUACCAAAUAUAUUGUGUAAAAUUAUCUAAAACAGUAUUACAGAUGUAGCAUUUAAUAAGUUCAAGAGAGUUGUUUGGACUUUAUUCCUGACUUUUAAUUAGCCACAUUAAACAAAGGAUUGUUUAUUUAUUUGUAUUUAUGCUAAUGAGUACUUGGAAUAAAAUAGGGUUAUUCCCAGUAGUUACCACCAACAAACAUGGUAACUACUGGGAUUUUUUUGUCCCAGUAGUUACCAGUGGUAAAAGGUGGGAAAAAAUUCCCAGUAGUUACCACUGGUAAGAACUUAGUGGUAACUAGUGAUAAUAACCCAAUAAAUACGAAAUUUUGCAUGAAAAUCAAAAGUAUCUCUCACACUCUGCAUGUUUAGGCUGUUGACAUUGUCAUGUCCAAUAACUGUAACAUUUAGUUGGUGGCAACUCUUGAUAUUGUCAAAUGAUCUUUGUAUAUCAAUUUAUAUUUUUAGACACCUAUGACACCACGAAAAUUAUCAUUUAGUUUGCACAGCCAAAAAAUCUCAGUAAUCAAAAAUAGAAUCACCAAUGUGGUGAGGUUUACAUACCAAAUAUAGAGAUUGUAACUGAGACUGAUUGUACAACUAACCUCUGGAUCGAAAAUAAACAGAUUGAAUUUUAAUUUUUUUUUAUACAUGCUACAGCCAUGUCUUGCAUUUGGUUUAUAGGUAUAUCAAUCUGGUCUGUUGCAAUAUAUUUUGGCUUCACUGGUUGCCUAUCUAUUUGUACUUACUGUACGAUGUUAAGACAAAAGUAGGUUUCAUUCAAAAGAAAACUGCAUGUAUUAGUAAAUUAUUAAUUUUAUUUUUGUAUUUUGUUAAAUAUUUACAUAGCCUAUAUAAUAGUCUACAUUAUAUUAAUAAAAUAUGAAACUUAA